Molecule: messenger RNA, 1405 nt
Organism: Lolium perenne
Lineage: Eukaryota; Viridiplantae; Streptophyta; Magnoliopsida; Poales; Poaceae
Source: RefSeq, a predicted model, not a curated record
GCAAAGUUGCGCAAAGCGUCCCCUCAUCAUAGCACCCACAUAGGCUGAUCGAUCGAUCACUGAUCAGUGAUCACUCGCCAGUACCACGUUCUCACUCCGCCACCGCAGCUCUCUCAAGCCACCAAGAGAAGAGAAACCACCACCCUGCCGCACGGGCGCCGCGACAGCGAGUGAGAGACGAUGCCUCGUCCGGUUCACCGCUCCCUCCUGCUCUAUGUGGCGGCCGCCGCCGGCUUCUCGCUGUGUUCUGUGGUGUACUGCGCCGGCGCGGCAUUGCCGGACCCGGCACCGCUCGACCCGGGCCUGUUCAUGCCGUCGGCCACCCCGUCACAGCCGGGCGCCGCCACGAUCCCGGCGUUCCCGGAGCAGUCAAACGCCGCGGCGGGGGCCUCCUCCACGUGCCCGCUCGACCCCAACCCGCGGCUCCUCCCGGCCGUGCUCUCCGCCUGCGACUCCGACGGCGCGCUGUCCUCAAGGCUGCGGUGCUGCCCCGCGCUGGCCGCGUGGCUGUUCGCCGCCUACGCGCCCACCGCGCUCGCGGCGAGGCCCCCGCGGCCGGCGUCGGCGGCGCCCGUGGACAUGCCGGUGCCGCCGGACGACUCGGAGGCGUGCGCGGGCGCCACGGAGCGCGCGCUGCGGUCCGAGGGGGCGGCGCUGCCCCGCCCGCCGGGGGCCAAUGGGACGUGCGACGUGGCCUUCUGCUACUGCGGUGUGAGGCUGCGGCGGCUGACGUGCGGCGCCCAGCCGACGGACGCUGGCCAGUGGGUCCCCGCGGAGGCGGCGGCGAGGAGGCUGGAGAGGAACUGCGCACGGACGGGCGUCCCCGGUUGCGCCAAGUGCCUCCGCGCUCUUACCACGGUAAAGGCCGGUUCGAGCGGUGCGGCGGCGUCGGCCAAGCUGCAGCAGGCCGGUGCGUCGAGCGAGCGGGACUGCCAGCUCAUGGGCCUCAUAUGGCUGCUGCAGCGCAACGCCACGCGCUACGGCGCCGCGGCAACGGCCGUGAUCCGGGCCCUCAUGGCCGCCGACGAGGCGUCCGCGGCGGGCGUCCAGGCGGCGGCGGGGCCGGCGGCCUGCUCGCUCCCCGUGGACGACAUGCCGCUCCCGGCAGAGUACGCGCGGCGCAGCGAGGCCGCUGCUCGGCCACCAGCCGUUUGCUGCAUCUACGGCCUCAUCCUGCUUGCCAUGCUCAGUGUCGUCUACUCGCUGUAGCACUGCAAACUCGUGAUUGAAUUUAUAAAUUUGUUACACAGUUGCCUGGUUUCUUCUGCUUGUUAGGGAAUACUAGCAAAGAAGGGCGCGGCGGCACGCCGCGCCGGACCGUGGUAAUUGUCUAGUUAAUUUUGUUGUUUAGUAAGAAACCAUUAUUUUGUUUAUUUUGGAAGUCACAGUGAGUUGGUAUUUUUAA